AAUAAACAUUCCUUCGGAGGUAUGGUUUUUGGUUGGAGGAAAGCCGCUGAGGUUCUCUCUAUAUGAAUAUGAAGAAAUUAGUGGUUUGAAUUGUGAGAAGAUUGAUGAAACAGAGUUUGAAGUCGAUCAUACACCUUUAUGGGCGGCUUUAAAGGUGAAAGCUUUUAAUGGACCCAACUGGGAGGAGCUAGUUGAGGGUUUGAGAAGCUGCCGUGGGUGGUCUGAUGAAAUGAAGACGCAGAUAGCUCGGUUGUAUCUUGUUCAUGUUGGAGUGCUUGGUUUAUCAAGGAACAGUCGGAUUCCUCUGGAAUACGCUAAAAGGGCGUUGAAUGAAGAAGCAUUUGAGAGUUUUCAAUGGGGUAGGGUUGGAUUCAAGAGUUUAGUUGAUUCCAUCAAAGUCCUUGGGUUACCUAACAAUGCUUAUACCCUCCAUGGAUGUGUCCAUGUAUUGCUGAUAUGGGCAUUUGAGAGCGUGAAGGUGCUGGGGGCUAGCUACGGGAAUGUAAGAGAAGGUGUAGAUUUGCCUCUGUUAAGGUGGAGAGGAGGGAGGCCAAGGAAGGAUAUCGAAGCCUUCAUAUCCGGGAGCAAACUCCUUAAUAAUGGGGAGCUUCAGGUGAAGCAUUUAGUACCUAAACCUUUGGAGUUCAUAUAUCCAGAUUGGCCAGGACAGUAUUGUGUGUAUGGUGUAGGAGAAGGUUUGAAGAAGAAACUGGAUAAUCUGCUGUUAGACGUGAUCAAUGGCGAAGUGGAUGAAAGAGAAUGGGAUUGUGUAAAAAAAAGGAAGGGGGAACAUACGAAGAAGAGGGAGAGGAGGCAACAUGUUGCAGGGGUAAGUGACGAUGAUUUCCUUGAAACAGCCCCAACCAGCAUCCGUAAUGUCCCCAAUAAUGCGAAGGAGCAGAAAGAAAGUGUUGGGGACAAAUGUUCAGCAGAGAAGGCGUCUGGAGAUAAUUAUUCAGGUGUGCAGGGUGAAGAUGGUAGUGGAAGGUUAUUUACUAUGGUUGAAACACUAGGGGCGAAAAUGGAUAAUAUUCAGAUAUCGUUUUCUAGAGCAAUAGCGGAAGUUGUGUUCAAACUUCAAGGUAUGGAGAGUAGGAUGGGUAACUUUGAGAGUGACGUUCAACUAUUGAAGAAAGUUGUUAUCAACACAACGGAUGGAGGAGCGCAUACGCAAGGACCUCUUACAUUAAGAAAUGACGAACAAAAAAUAGAGGAGAUAAAGCAUUCGGACAAGGAUGGUUAUAAAGUUGCUAGUUGUGUUAGGAAUCCGUUAGCCAUUAAGGAUAAGGUCAUGUGGUCUGGGAGUAUUAAAAUCGAACCAGAGGACAGUGUAGAGCGAAUUCCAAAGCAGAUGGUAGACAGUGUACAGCGUGUCAAAAGAGUACAGAGUUGGGAGACAGAGGAAGGCGAUAAAAGAGCAAAGUAUAAUGACAAAGUUGAUGGAGCAGGUGCUCAACCCGUUCCUAUUAAUGUUAUCCAUCCGGUAAGUGGUGGUAACCCUGGCUCGUCGGAUCGAAAGUGCGAAUCUGUUGUGGAUUUAACCAAGGGGACCAGCAGUCCUGCAUCGUCUCAUACAGUGAAAGAUAAGGAGAAAGCCAGGGUUAAACCCUAA
Camelina sativa (false flax) is the source of this 1612-nucleotide messenger RNA. The record is from RefSeq and is a predicted model, not a curated record. NCBI's taxonomy places the organism in Eukaryota, Viridiplantae, Streptophyta, Magnoliopsida, Brassicales, Brassicaceae.